AAACACUUCACGAAUUUCCCACAACAUUGUUGCUUUUGCAUAGGAACGUUUGCGGGUUUUUGGUUCAUUUUUUGUGUGUUUUUCCCGGCAUUUUCCACGGAAAAUGCAGCAAACAGAAUCACUAAAUAUUGAUCUUGAAGUUGAUGAAGAAGAUGUUCCAUUUGAGGAGGAAAUCUUGCGAAAUGCGUACUCCGUGAAGCACUGGCUGAGGUAUAUUGAUCACAAGAAGAAAGCUCCACGGUAUGGGGUUAAUAUUGUCUAUGAGAGAGCUCUAAAGGAGCUUCCGGGCUCAUAUAAAAUCUGGUACAAUUACCUGAAGACACGCCGAAAGCAGGUUCGGGGGCGCUGUAUUACGGAUGCUGUUUUUGAGGAGGUUAACAAUGCCUUUGAACGUUCCCUGGUGUUUAUGCACAAAAUGCCACGAAUUUGGAUGGAUUAUUGCACAUUUAUGACGAUGCAGUGCAAAAUAACGCGUACACGGCAGAUCUUCGAUAGAGCCCUUAGGGCACUACCAAUUACCCAGCAUCAUCGUAUUUGGCCACUCUACCUGGAUUUUCUGCAGAGCUUCAAUAUCCCCGAGACAGCUGUAAGGGUGUAUCGGCGGUAUCUCAAACUAUUUCCGGAGAAUGCUGAGGAGUACAUUGAGUACCUCACAAGUGUGGAUCGUCUGGAUGAGGCAGCGCAACAGUUGGCGAGUGUUGUGGAUAAUGAGAAUUUUGUGUCAAAGCAUGGGAAAUCAAAUCAUCAGCUGUGGAAUGAACUGUGUGAGCUUAUAAGUAAGAAUCCGGACAAGGUGCAUUCCCUGAAUGUUGAUGCAAUCAUUCGGGGUGGGUUGAGGCGCUACACAGACCAAUUGGGGCACCUAUGGAAUUCCCUGGCUGACUACUACGUCCGUAGUGGGCUGUUUGAACGUGCCAGAGACAUCUACGAAGAAGCAAUUCAGACAGUUACCACUGUGAGGGAUUUUUCGCAGGUUUUCGAUGCAUAUGCCCAAUUUGAGGAGCUGAAUCUCAAGAAAUGGAUGGAGGAGGCUUCGGAAAAUCCCUCAGAGGACACCGAUGUGAACAUUGAGAUUCGUUUUGCACGAUUUGAGUAUCUCAUGGAGAGGCGUCUGUUGCUCCUGAAUAGUGUGUUGUUGCGUCAGAAUCCCCACAAUGUCCCCGAAUGGCAUAAACGGGUGAAAUUAUUCGAGGGGAAACCCACGGAGAUUAUCAAAACCUUCACGGAGGCCGUGCAGACAGUUCAGCCACGCCUGGCUGUGGGGAAGAUUCACACACUCUGGGUGGAAUUUGCGAAAUUCUACGAAGCCAAUGGGCAGAUUGAGGAUGCGCGUGUGGUGAUGGAGAAAGCCACGCAGGUGGACUAUGUCAAAGUGGAUGAUUUGGCGUCGGUGUGGUGCGAAUGGGCUGAAAUGGAGAUUCGUCAGGAGAACUUUGAUGAAGCUCUCGCCAUCAUGCAUCGUGCCACGGCUAUGCCGAAGAAACGUGCUGCGUACCACGAUGAGAAGGAACCCGUGCAGAUGCGCGUGUACAAAUCCCUCAAAGUUUGGUCAAUGUACGCCGAUCUCGAGGAAUCCUUUGGCACCUACAAAUCCUGCAAGGCGGUCUACGAUAGAAUCAUUGAUUUGCGAAUUUGUACGCCGCAAAUUAUCAUUAAUUUUGGGAUGUUCCUGGAGGAGCACAACUACUUCGAGGAAGCCUUCAGGGCAUAUGAGAAAGGUAUUGCCCUAUUUAAAUGGCCCUACGUGUAUGACAUCUGGAACACGUACCUAACGAAAUUCCUCCAGCGCUACGAUGGGAGUAAAUUGGAACGUGCACGAGAUCUCUUUGAGCAAUGCUUGGAGUUUUGUCCGCCGGAAUUCGCCAAGUGCUUCUACCUGCUCUAUGCGAAGCUCGAGGAGGAGCAUGGGCUAGCGAGGAAUGCCAUGGCGGUGUAUGAACGUGGAACUGGUGGUGUGGAAGCAUCUGAGCAGGCGGCUAUGUUUAAUAUCUACAUCAAGAAGGCGGCUGAAAUUUACGGACUCCCCCGGACGAGGCAGAUCUACGAGAAGGCAAUUGAGGUGUUGCCGGAGGAGAGUGCCCGGGAGAUGUGUCAGCGUUUUGCGGAGAUGGAAACGAAGCUGGGUGAAGUGGAUAGAGCACGAGCAAUCUAUGCGCAUUGCAGUCAAAUGUGUGAUCCACGUGUCACGAUGGACUUUUGGAAUGCCUGGAAGGAGUUUGAGGUACGUCAUGGCAAUGAGGACACAAUGAGAGAGAUGUUGCGUAUCCGACGCUCCGUGCAGGCCACUUACAACACACAGGUGAAUAUGAUGGCUGCUCAGAUGACCAGCUCAGCUGUAGGGGGCACAGUGGCGGACUUGGCACCGGGUGCAAAGGACGGUAUGCGUAUGCUGGAGGCGAAGGCCAUUGAGAUGAAUGCUGAGGGAGCAAAAAGCAAUGGCGUGUCGACGGCAGCUGGUAGCAAUAUUAUGUUCGUGCGCGGUGAGACGCAAGGGUUGCCACAGGGUGAGAAGGUGGUUAAUCCCGAUGAGAUAGACAUUGGGGAGGAGAGCGAGGAGGAGGAAGAGGGCGAUGAAGAUGGGGAGGAGGUUAAUAUUCCAAUUCAGCAGAAAUCAAUUCCAGCCAAAGUGUUUGGUGGGCUCAAAAAGGACGACGAAGAGGAGGAAGAGAACUGAAUUUGUGUAUGUUGAGUGUUUCAAAUAAAAUUCUUCCUUUUUUGCAA
Lutzomyia longipalpis is the source of this 2721-nucleotide messenger RNA. RefSeq names its product pre-mRNA-splicing factor syf1 homolog (gene fand). Gene Ontology annotation, cellular component: U2-type catalytic step 2 spliceosome; post-mRNA release spliceosomal complex; Prp19 complex. The coding region runs from base 104 to 2674 and encodes 856 amino acids. The transcript is spliced from 4 exons. Gene Ontology annotation, biological process: generation of catalytic spliceosome for first transesterification step; mRNA splicing, via spliceosome. NCBI's taxonomy places the organism in Eukaryota, Metazoa, Arthropoda, Insecta, Diptera, Psychodidae. The record is from RefSeq and is a predicted model, not a curated record. Gene Ontology annotation, molecular function: protein binding.